AUGCAUUUCUCAACGCUCCUCGCCCUCCUCCCCGUCACGGCCCUCGCGGCCCCCCCUACCCGCCGCGCCCAGCCGGCACCCCUUCUCAAGCCCCGCGGCAUGGGAAUCAAGCUGGUGGCCGACAAGUACAUCGUCCGCAUGAAGCCCGAGGCCGAGACCGGCGCCCUCGCGACCGCCAUGUCGGCCUUCUCCGCCGACGCCGACCACGUCUACAACUUCGCCAACAACUUGAGGGGAUUCGCUUCGACGCUGAACGCUUCCGAGAUCGAGGCGCUGCAGAACGACCCCAACAUCGACUUCAUCGAGCAGGAUGCCUACAUGAGCAUCAAGGCGACGCAGCCCAACGCGCCAUGGGGACUCGCGAGACUCUCGAGCUCGUCGCCCGGAGGAACGAUGUACAGCUAUGACGACAGCGCCGGAGAGGGAACCUGCGCUUACAUUAUCGACACUGGUAUCGAUGUCACUCACCCCGAGUUCGAGGGCCGCGCCACCUUCCUCGCCAACUACGCCGACAACGACGACACCGACGGCCAGGGCCACGGAACCCACGUCGCCGGCACCAUCGGCUCCAACACCUACGGCGUCGCCAAGAAGACCAAGCUCUUCGCCGUCAAGGUCCUCGACGAGAACGGCGAGGGCACCAACUCCGCCGUCAUCGCCGGCAUGGACUUCGUCGCGGCCGACGCCGCCGGCCAGCAGGGCUGCGAGAAGGGCGUCGUCGUCAACAUGUCCCUGGGCGGCCAGGCCUCCAACGCCGUGAACCAGGCCGCCGCCGCCAUCGUCAAGGCCGGCCACUUCCUCGCCGCGGCUGCCGGCAACGAGGCCGCCGACGCCGGCACCUCCAGCCCCGGGUCCGAGGAGUCCGUGUGCACCGUCGGCGCGACGACCGAGCGCGACACCCUGGCCGAGUACUCCAACUUCGGCGCCGCCGUCGACAUCCUCGCCCCCGGCACCGAGAUCCUGAGCACCUGGCCGAACGGCAGGACCAACACCAUCUCCGGCACCUCCAUGGCCAGCCCCCACAUCGCCGGCCUGGCCGCCUACUUCCUCGGCCUCGGCAACGCGCCCAAGGACCCCGUCGAGCUGUGCAGCUACAUCGCCGAGAACGCGCUCGACGGCGCCAUCGGCCAGGUUCCCCGCACCACCGUCAACAAGCUCGCGAACAACGGCUUCGGCGGCAACGGCACGGCCAAGGCCAUCAACGGCACCCGCCCCGUCCCCAGCAGCAACCUUGUUUCCCGACAGGUGAACAAGAAGUUCAACCUCCGUCACGCCCUGUCCAAGACUACUCUUUUGUAA
Molecule: messenger RNA, 1299 nt
Organism: Colletotrichum karsti
Lineage: Eukaryota; Fungi; Ascomycota; Sordariomycetes; Glomerellales; Glomerellaceae
Product: subtilase
Exons: 2
Coding region: 1-1299 (432 amino acids)
Biological process (GO): proteolysis
Molecular function (GO): serine-type endopeptidase activity
Source: RefSeq, a predicted model, not a curated record